Messenger RNA from Alnus glutinosa, 1033 nucleotides. Its product is annotated as protein LURP-one-related 8. The transcript is spliced from 2 exons. Lineage: Eukaryota; Viridiplantae; Streptophyta; Magnoliopsida; Fagales; Betulaceae. The record is from RefSeq and is a predicted model, not a curated record. The coding region runs from base 137 to 823 and encodes 228 amino acids.
UUCUGAUUUGGGCCACCAACUAACCCAAAAUUUCAAAGCGCGUAUAUAAAUAAGCCGGAGGACUCCAUUGGCAAGUUGCCCUCUCUCACACUCUCCCUCGGUCUCUACGAAAUACAUCAGCGUUUCGAUUACGGUAAUGACAAAGGUAUUCCCCAACAACGUCUAUGCGAGGCUCAAUACCACCCCGUGCUCCCCCGUCGACGGAAACGGGAACGGGAACGCAGCAAUUCUAACGGUGUGGAAGAAGUCUCUGCUGUUAAACUGUAGCGGAUUCACGGUAUUCGACUGCAAGGGGAAUCUGGUGUUUAGAGUAGAUAACUAUAUGGCCGGCAAUAAGGGUGAGAUCGUUCUCAUGGACGCUGCCGGCAAGCCUCUCCUCACCAUCCGGCGCAAGAGGUUGAGCCUAGGGGACAACUGGCUGGUGUACGAUGGGGAGUCGGCUGUGAAUCCCCGAUUUUUGGUGAGGAAGCUCAUGAAUAUCCUCAACACAAAGUGCUUGGCCCAAGUCAGCUCAGGCGGCAACAGUAACAACGUCAACGAUGAUAGAAGUGGGAGUACUGGCGCAUCAUCAUCCAGCAGCAGCAAGAACGUUUUAUAUCAGAUCGAGGGUUCCUACACGCAACGAUGCUGCGCGGUGUUGGACAAAAAGCGGAGACGGGUGGCGGAGAUCCAGCGGAAGGAGGCGGUGGGAGGAGUGGCCUUCGGUGUCGACGUGUUCCGCCUCGUUGUGCAGCCUGAAAUGGACGCACCGCUCGCCAUGGCACUGGUCCUCCUUCUGGACCAGAUGUUCGGAUCUUCCAGACGUCUUUCCCUUUCCCAUUAAUUAGAGUCCACCGCAGGCAAUUGAAUCGAACCGACCAUCCUACGUCAGCUACACACCAGCCGCACUGCCACGCCGUAUAGCUGCCACCACCGACAUCGACUGUCAGGCCCAUUUUUUUGUCGUCUUUUUUCGUUUUUCUUUCGUUUUUUGUUUUUUGUUUUUUUUUUUUCCGGUUUGGAUAUAUAUAACUUCCCAACCCUUCUCUUUUUC